This is a messenger RNA of Necator americanus (New World hookworm), 735 nucleotides long. RefSeq lists its product as uncharacterized. The coding region runs from base 1 to 735 and encodes 244 amino acids. NCBI's taxonomy places the organism in Eukaryota, Metazoa, Nematoda, Chromadorea, Rhabditida, Ancylostomatidae. The record is from RefSeq and is a predicted model, not a curated record. The transcript has a single exon.
AUGAUGAAGCCUCAACACGACGCUACCUUCUCACGCAUGAACAAAAUCAAUGACUGGGGAUCUUUGGAGGCCGAGGGAAAAAUAUUCAUAAUGAUGAAGCCUCAACACGACGCUUCCCCCUCAACCGCCCUCAAAAUCGAUGGCUGGGGAUCUUUGGAGGCCGAGGGAAAAAUAUUCAUAACGAUAAAGCCUCAACACGACGCUACCUUCUCACGCAUGAACAAAAUCGAUGGCUGGGGAUCUUUGGAGGCCGAGGGAAAAAUAUUAAUAAUGAUGAAGCCUCAACACGACGCUACCUUCUCACGCAUGAACAAAGUCGAUGGCUGGGGAUCUUUGGAGGCCGAGGGAAAAAUAUUCAUAAUGAUGAAGCCUCAACACGACGCUACCUUCUCAUCGCUGAACAAAAUCGAUGGCUGGGGAUCUUUGGAGGCCGAGGGAAAAAUAUUCAUAAUGAUGAAGCCUCAACACGACGCUACCUUCUCAACGCAUGAACAAAAUCGAUGGCUGGGGAUCUUUGGAGGCCGAGGGAAAAAUAUUCAUAAUGACGAAGCCUCAACACGACGCUACCUUCUCACGCAUGAACAAAAUCGAUGGCUGGGGAUCUUUGGAGGCCGAGGGAAAAAUAUUCAUAACGAUAAAGCCUCAACACGACGCUACCUUCUCACGCAUGAACAAAAUCGAUGUCUGGGGAUCUUUGGAGGCCGAGGGAAAAAUAUUAAUAAUGAUGAAGCCUGA